Physella acuta is the source of this 2002-nucleotide messenger RNA. Its product is annotated as gelsolin-like protein 2. The record is from RefSeq and is a predicted model, not a curated record. Lineage: Eukaryota; Metazoa; Mollusca; Gastropoda; Physidae. Gene Ontology annotation, cellular component: actin cytoskeleton; cytoplasm. Gene Ontology annotation, biological process: actin polymerization or depolymerization. Gene Ontology annotation, molecular function: actin filament binding.
GCUUAACCUAUGCUUGUUGUUUUCCAUUCAUAUCACAAAAAGAAGGCAGCAUAUUCUUGUUUAAUCUGUGUUUUUUAGAAGUUGUAGAGUAUUUAAUCAACUAGUUAUAAAAGCUUUGUUAAACUUGUGUUGAUCAUCACUUUCAACCAUGACUGGAUUAGUUAAAGCCAAGAAAUAUGACUGGACAGACAGCAACAUGGCUCUGUUUGGCUCUGACACAGAAAAACAAGUCAAAAAGGAAUCUGCACAAACUGAGCCAGCCUGGCAGGGUGCUGGAUCUGCUCCAGGACUGAAAAUCUGGCGCAUUGAGCAAUUUGAAGUAAAAGAUUGGCCAACAUCAAAAUAUGGACAGUUCUACAAUGGAGAUUCAUACAUUGUUUUAAACACUUACAAAGAUAAAGAAAGUGAUAAUCUUCUUCAUGAUGUUCACUUUUGGAUUGGCAAAAAUAGCACUCAAGAUGAAUAUGGAACUGCUGCAUACAAGACCGUUGAGCUUGAUACCUAUUUAGAUGAUGUACCCAUUCAACAUCGUGAAUGUCAAGGUCAUGAAAGCAGCCUGUUUAAAUCCUAUUUUCCUAAUGGCAUCACUACCAUGGAAGGAGGGGCUGAAAGUGGCUUCUCGCAUGUUGCACCAGAAGAAUAUGAGGCCAGACUUUUCAAGUUUGUGAAAGAACAAAGAAAUGUUGUAGUUAGACAGAUUCCUCGCUGUCCUGCUCUGGUUGUGCCUGGUGAUGUGUAUAUCCUUGAUUUGGGCCUGAAGAUUUACCAGUACAAUGGUGAGGAAUCCAGUCCAAUGGAGAGGUCAAAGGCCAUGCAGUAUGUGGGCACCAUUAAAUCUGAAAGAGGGGAGGCAACCUCUCAAGUACUUGAAGGUGCUACAACUAGCACAGCUCAUGAAUUCUGGACAAAACUUGACCAAAGUGCAGAUGAAGACAUUGAUGAUGAUGACGAUGGCAUAGAAGACAAGAAACUGCUCAGAGUCAACACAGAUACUGCCCAGUCUGAACUUGUUAAGGAUGGUGACUUCGCACUUAAUGAUCUGAAAUCUGAUGAUGUGUUCAUCUGUGAUAGUGGUGAAACAGUCUUUGUCUGGGUAGGUGCCAAUGCUUCAGGAGCUGAGAAGAGAAAUGGACUGCCUUAUGCUCAUAACUACCUGAGAGGGAGUGGCCGUCCAUGGAGAUCUAUCACAGUUGUGAGGGAAGGCCAGAGAUGUCCUCAGUUCGACUCCGCACUGGCUGCCUAGUUUGUUACUGAGAUACAAAACUCAAAAACUUUGGCCUUAUUUUUUUUUACAAAAAAAAUUGAUCUCUUAAGUCAAAUGCAGAUCUGGUCAUUUUAAAAAUUUACUUUCUUGUCAAUUGUAUUGUACUAAAAAACUUUCUUAUUAACCACUACUUGCAUUUAUGUGAAAUAUUUGUGAAAACUAUGCAAUCUACAGGCUGGCAUUCUCAAUUAGUUGUGAGCUUAUUUUAUUGUUUAAACUUUUACACUGUACUUGUACUAUUUACCAAGAUAGUAUCUUAUAUUUUGUUGUUUGUAAGUGAAAUAUUCAAACCACAUUUUGAAAUAACUGUUAAGAUAAAGACCUAAGUUUACUAUAAAGUAUGCUGCCUACAUUUUGAUCAGAUGUUUACAAUCACUGAUAAUUCUCAAGUAUCUGAGUGAUAUUAAAUCUUGGCUGGCUUGUAAGAAAACCAGACAGGUACUAAAGUUGUGCUUAAAAUAAACAAAUACUCAUCUUUGUUUUUACUUAUUUUUAACUCUACAUUAAGGUAACCAGCAUACUUCUUUACACGCAAAUAAUUUUCGUUCAAUUUAUUUUAAAAGCUUGAUAUUGUGAUCUUUUUUUUGCAUGUUUCUACACUACUUUGUUAGAUUAAUUUUUUCUUGUGAUUUUUAUGCAAAAAACUGUAACCAAUAAUGUAUCAAUGUUUGUCUCGCUGGUGAAAGAUAUUUUAGCUAGUAAUUUUUUGUACUAAUUAAAUAAAAUAUGGGGAAAAAU